GCCGUCCUCUGUGUCCUUAACGAUUUGGAGACAGGCGCGAAACCGAAGGCCGGCCUCUUUCAAUGCAAGACCUGAAGUUUACCGCGCUGGAUCCGGCCCCGAUAGGACGCCCAGCCGCUAUCGUUGCGCCAAAUUGGACUGAUAACUCCUCCCCUCAGCCCAGGAGAUUUCCAGAUUGGGGCAAUAAAGUGAGAUUCUUAACGUGGCCAAGCGAGCCGGUGCCUCCCGAGGGUCGACCACGGCAUCUCGACCUCACAUUCAAUGCCGAAUAUCACAGUGAUAACAUAAAAUACCGAAUUAGGAAUGGGAAGUGAGAAACUCUGUGAGACGUUUGAGUAACACGAUAUAAAUAUUAAAUCAUGCAUCACCACAACGAAGAUGAUGCCCUAUAGCACACCAGACACAACAUCGCGGAUCUUCAAAGCAUCAACAACCAUUCCUCAACCUCAAUUGACACACAGCCACCUUGGUCUCCCAGCAUCCAGUCAGCCUUGUCGGUUUAACAGCGCAAUGUCCAACCCACCGGGCCACACCAGCCGCGAUGGCUUCCAAUGGACACCAGAGACUGGACUCAAAGCUGGAGUCCCGUGUCUUGGAGUGAUACAGCCUCAGUCCACGGUCAAGUCAAAAGACACAGUCUACGACGUUGCAGUCAUCGGUGCAGGAUACACAGGUCUCACAGCCAUCCGGGACUUAACGACAACGGGCCACAGCACACUCCUGAUCGAGGCACGUGACAGAAUCGGCGGCCGGUCAUGGUCAUCAAACAUCAACGGGUACCCAUUCGAGAUGGGGGGCACAUGGGUGCACUGGACACAGCCAUUUAUCUGGCGCGAGCUCUUCCGGUACAACCUGCUCGACAAUCUGGAGGUGUCCAUGUCCAAGGCGGGCGGCAUCAACAAGUGCGCCGUGACCAUGUCCAAGGACAAGCCGACAAUCUUCAUGUCGCACGAGGAGGAAGACGUCAUCUCAGAGUCCGGCCUGAAGAAGCUGGUAAACGUGGACGGCGAGCUCGGCCGGACCGUGAUCCCCUGGCCGCACGACGCGCUCCGCAACAAGGAGGCCGUGGCCAUCUACGACAAGAUGUCGCUCAAGGACCGCAUCGACCAGAUCCAGGACGAGCUCAGCCCCCUGGAGCGGAACAUGCUCGAGGGGUUCCUCGCCAUCACGUGCGGUGGCAAGUGGGAGGACUCGUCCUUCUUCGAGAUGCUGAGGUGGUGGGCGCUCGCCAACUGGGACUACAGGGACUUCAUCGAGAUGGGCCUGACCUACAAGCUCAAGUGCGGGCAGAGCGCGCUGCAGCGGUGUCUGUUCGACGAGGCCCACGACACGGGGAGGCUGACCCACAGCUUCUCAACGCCCGUCGCGAGCGUGCACGACAAGGGCGACGUGGUCGAGGUGACGGGGCGGGACGGCACUGUUUUCAAGGCGAAGAGGCUCAUCUGCACCAUCCCGCUCAACGUCCUUCACUCCAUCCAGUUCACUCCCGCGCUGCUGCCACUGAAGACUCAGGCCAGCGUCGAGGGCCACGCCAACCACGUGGUCAAGUGCCACGUCGAGGUCGCCAAGCCUGAGCUGCGGUCGCUGGGCGCGUUCAACUACCCCCACGGAAAGCUAACCUACACAUUCGGCGACGGGACCACGCCGGCGGGGAACACCCACCUAGUCGCAUUUGGCAGCUCCCUGCCCGGCGUGCAUCUGCAAGCAGAAGAGGACAUCGGCGCAACUCUGGAGGCAUGGAAGCAGCUCCUUCCUGGCGCUGAGGAUAAGGAUCUGAAGAGGAUUGUGUUCCACAACUGGCACAACGAUGAGUUCGCUAGGGGUGCUUGGGAAUGGUUCAAGCCGAACCAGGUCAGUCGAUACCUCGAAGCACUUCGGGAAAAGCAAGGGAACGUGUGGUUCGGUAGUGCGGACUGGGCCAUGGGUUGGAGAGGAUUCCUCGAUGGUGGGAUAGAGGAUGGCCAAAGAGUUGCGAAGGAGGUCGCCGAUAACCUUAAGGCUUCCAGGUCACUUAGAGUGACCACGCGACUGUAAACACUUCUUCUUGGCCGAGUGCCUGAAGACUGAUAUCCCGGGAUGUUUCAAGUAAUUGUUAACUUUGUGUAUAUAACUUAUCAGCUGCUAGGUAGUCUAAAGGCCGAGA
Diaporthe batatas is the source of this 2143-nucleotide messenger RNA. RefSeq lists its product as uncharacterized. The coding region runs from base 379 to 2034 and encodes 551 amino acids. The record is from RefSeq and is a predicted model, not a curated record. The transcript has a single exon. Lineage: Eukaryota; Fungi; Ascomycota; Sordariomycetes; Diaporthales; Diaporthaceae. Gene Ontology annotation, molecular function: oxidoreductase activity.